UUAUGAUGCUCAAGAGUCAGUCCAAUUGUGAGCGAGGUACGCAUGCCAAGCGUUCAAAGAGAGGGUUCUCUCCUCGGCAGAAGCACUUCGAAUCGCAGGAGGAUGGUGUCGGACUUUUUCUCGAUAUCCAAGAUGGCGGAUUCAAUCUUACGGUGGACAACAGCGACACAGACUCCAUAACGAGCGAUCAACUCGAAGAGUUUGAGGCAUACUACGAUAUUGGUGCGUACUACGACAGAGAUGAGGAAUUGGGUGAUGCAAAGGAUUAUGCGCCCCUCUUAUUCCCGACCGAGUCGCAGGCAAUGCAGAAGACCUGUAGGGAACUACCCCAAGCAUCCCAUGCAGCUCCUAUCGCGCAGCACAUUCCAAAGAAGACGACUGAGAGAAUGCCCCAGUUUUCAACAUUCAAGCUGGAACACCCAUUCAACGUGUCUUGCUAUGCCUUUCGUUAUGAUAUCGUCUGGGUUGACAUUUAUUAUCAGUCACUGAGCCCCCGUAAAGCGUUGGCGAAAAACAACGGUUCUGGAGCGCCAACGCCUCAGACCGAGCCCGGUCAUCACCAAACCUCCAAGCGCAAGGACGGCAGGAAACCGCAUCGGGGCAUCCAUGGGCUGAAUAUCCCCAACUUCUUGUCUAUUGAUGCUGCCGAAGUCUUCCUUACUCGACGAUGGGACGCACUCUCCUCCCAGAUAUUGCACAUAAAGUAUAUCAUCAGGAACGGCUCCGAAAACGUUACUAGGUUGCUCCGGGUGUUAAAGAAGAAGGGGAAUCAAUUAUACUCAUUGUCGUUAAAGUAUGAGCAGGCAAUAUUCAGACAACGCCACGUCGAAGCUCUUUAUGUCAGAAUGAUACUUGAGCUUCUCAAGCGUGAUGAAUGGGUGGAUGAGUGGAUGAAUGAGUGGAGUGAGGAGAUUCUGGACUCGUUCUGGAUGAUGCGAAAAGGGCUGUCGAUGAGAAAGGGAAAGGAAUUGGGAAAGUCUACAAAGCCCAUCACGAAGCUGUGUGAUUGCAGAAGCAUCACUACUUUCCAGGAUUUAGGUGCAUGGUACGACUGGCAAUGUAAGGCCGUGGUUAGAGAUAUGAAUAGGCGUUAGAAGAACAGAAGGGUGCUGGGUAUCGCUUUUAGGUCACUUUUCAACACGAAAUUUU
Molecule: messenger RNA, 1149 nt
Organism: Ilyonectria robusta
Lineage: Eukaryota; Fungi; Ascomycota; Sordariomycetes; Hypocreales; Nectriaceae
Exons: 2
Source: RefSeq, a predicted model, not a curated record